Molecule: messenger RNA, 533 nt
Organism: Caenorhabditis elegans
Lineage: Eukaryota; Metazoa; Nematoda; Chromadorea; Rhabditida; Rhabditidae
Gene: nlp-61
Product: Neuropeptide-Like Protein
Exons: 2
Coding region: 31-258 (75 amino acids)
Source: RefSeq, marked reviewed
GUAAUCGUCUCCUCUCGUACAUUUUCUACAAUGAGCCACUGGAUUGCAACUCUUCUUGCCUUCAUCCUCAUUGCCAACGCAUUCGCAGCACUUUCCACUGGAGCAGAUGUUGGAGCUUCAGAUGACGUUAGGUCGUACGUCAUGCCAUUCUAUGGAAUGGAAAAGAAGUGGUCUCGCCGCGAACCAAGCAUCAGAUUCUUCAAAAGAAACGGUGGAGGUCAAGAUCUUCCACCUUCAAGGUUCUUGUGGGAUUACUGAUAAAAAUUGGUGUGAAUAUUUCACAAAGUUCAACUCUCUGUAUUUUUGCUCCAACUCGAUGUCAUGCACCGUCAGUCAUCCAACUCGAUCAACCGCAUUCUUAGUGAAACAAUUCCCUCCAAUUUUCGACCUGCUAAUUCCGUGUUUUCCAUAUUCCAAAGAGGCGAAACAAAAUAUUUGUCCACCAGUUUUUCGUCCCAAAUCUGUCUCAUUGUCCCAUUUUCCAGACGUUGCUUUAUUUGUGUGUGUUUAAAUGAAUGAAGAGUCCUCCUUGU